AUGACUCUGCAUACUGAAGAGCUCGAGGAUGUCCGAGAGCAAGGUCUCAAGGAUCCAAAUUUGGACAGACACACCAGUAAAGCCAAAUCUCGUCACUUUACGGUGAACGGGCUCAGUGCCAAUAACACGCUCCAGCAGCAGCAGCAGCAGCAGCAAUUUAACCUGCAGCCAUCGAAUGACAGUCGCAAUAUCUACAACAACCCCUACAUUCCGCCGCAGCAGCAGCAGCAGCAACCACUGCAGCAGACACAGACGCAGCAGCAGCGCACUGCACACCUUUUCAAGGCCCUGGCUGCCUCCGCUGCCGGAAGCAACAGCCUCACCCAUCCCUACGACUUCUCCACCUCGUCGUCCUCCUCCAACGCCAACAAUGACCACCAGGGAUCAUCGUCUUCGGAAGCGGAGAACGCCUUUCUAACUCAUAAUAACGGUAAGUGGGACAUCAAAACCUUACAAUUUGUAUAUUUGCUAACAAGCUUCUAG
Molecule: messenger RNA, 483 nt
Organism: Drosophila serrata
Lineage: Eukaryota; Metazoa; Arthropoda; Insecta; Diptera; Drosophilidae
Gene: Ten-m
Product: teneurin transmembrane protein Ten-m
Biological process (GO): motor neuron axon guidance
Molecular function (GO): protein binding
Source: RefSeq, a predicted model, not a curated record